ACAUGUCAAAACAAGAAGAAUAGAUAAAUGUUGUACAAUUUUUAUGAUCGCGUCAAAGUACAUUGAUUAUUCUCAAGUCUUUCGAUGAUCAACUACUGAGGUGUUCUACUGAAAUUUUUUAAGGAGGAAACUUUGUGAUUUAUAUUGUGAUUUAUAUAAAAGAAAAAAAAUGAAAGUGGCCGUAAUUGGAGGCGGAAUAAUUGGUUUGACAACAGCCUUACAAUUAACUCGUGAAUUACGUAACUCUGAAAUCACAGUUUUCGCUUCUGAUUUUAAUAAUACUGUCAGUCAUGUGGCUGCUGGAAUAUUUAGAGUUGGUUCAUCAUAUUCUGGACCAACUGAAGAAAUAACAAGAAACUGGCUGCGAGACUCGUACGCAUAUUAUGAUGAUAUCCGAAAAUCUCAUGAAGCUUCUUUCGCCGGUGUAACCGCUAUUUCCGGUUACUUAUUCGCAAAUUCCUCUCCGGAAACCGUAAAGAAUCAGUGGAUGGAAAAUUUAGUACCAAUAUAUAGGAGAGUCACGGAUGAAGAAUUUCAGUUAGUCGAGGGUAACUGGAAAUAUGGGUCAUUUUUUAGUACUCUUCUCACCGAAUGCAAAUUACAUCUCCCAUGGGCACGCAAGAAAUUAGAAGAAAAUGGAAUCAGUUUAGCAGUAAAAGAAUUUAAUUCUCUGAGGGAACUUGUUCCCGAUUGGAAUUUAAUUAUGAAUUGUACAGGUCUGGGCGCACGAUCUUUAUGCAACGAUAGACGUCUCGUUUCUAUGCGUGGUCAAGUACUUAAAGUAAAGGCACCAUGGAUAAAAACGUUCUUCUAUGGCGAGUUGGACACUUACGUUAUACCUGGUUUUAAUGGCACAGUUACUCUAGGUGGUUCACGAAAUUUUGAUUCCGAAAAUGUGAAACUUUGUCCGCAUGAAUCUGCAGCGAUACGCGAGAGAUGCGAAAACCUCCUUCCAGGCCUUAAGAAAGCAGAAGUUAUAAAAGAAGAAGUUGGCUUGAGACCAUAUAGAGCAAAUAACGUCAGAGUGGAAGUUGAACACAUCGUAAAUGGGUUUUCUAAAGCUAUUGUAGUGCAUAAUUACGGUCAUGGAGGUUACGGAGUAUGUACUGCACCUGGAACUGCUAAGUAUGCCAUUAAGUUGGCAAAAGAAAUGCAUAAAUCUUCUAUUGCAAAAUUAUGAUCGACGAAUAUUACUUACCUUAACACGCUGACGCCGGCGCCGAUAUUUAUGGUUUUCUCCGUGGGGCGGCGCUCGAAUUCACUGUCUGCUUCGUGGGGCGGCGCUGGGUCACUACCUAUUUUGUGAAAUACAUGUGUCAUCGCCGCCCCUCGGGACAGA
Bombus impatiens (common eastern bumble bee) is the source of this 1339-nucleotide messenger RNA. It is a transcript of the gene Daao1, whose product is annotated as D-aspartate oxidase. The coding region runs from base 170 to 1180 and encodes 336 amino acids. Gene Ontology annotation, molecular function: D-amino-acid oxidase activity; FAD binding. The transcript has 6 exons. Lineage: Eukaryota; Metazoa; Arthropoda; Insecta; Hymenoptera; Apidae. The record is from RefSeq and is a predicted model, not a curated record.